CAAUUCUCGUUUCCAAUGAAAGCCGAACCUCUUCUCACUUCCCUUUGAAGAUUCAUCUUCAUCAUCAUCUCAUUUUGAUGGUGGGUUUCUUCCAAGAACCCUGUGAUGAGCAAGAUAGACUGAGGGAUUGAUUGUAAGACUUAUUUAGGUCAGUUUUCCCAACUUGGAAACAUUGAUUAUUUUCGAAUUUGGAAAACAUGGACAUAAGAAGCCCCAGCAAAUCCUCUUCCUCCAAUAAGAGAUUUCAAUCUGGUGCUGAAGAUGAAAGCCAUGCAUCUGCACUAACUCAAUCAAAUGAGUCAAAGUCUAAUCUUCCUGAGACCGCACAUCCCUGGAAUAAAGAAUCCCAAAGUGUCUCAGGCUUCGGAAACCAGAAAACACUGAAGUUGCUAGAAUGCAUCAAAUUAAAGAAUUCCGUGUCAUCUUUGUUAUCUUUCCAAAAUUUGACAGCUCUGGAGGUGUCAAGAUGUCAUGAAUUAGAAAUUUUAGUAACUCCCUCAAUAGCUAACAGCAUGGUGCAACUCAAAAGAAUGAGCAUAACUGAUUGCAAGAAGAUAGAAGAAAUCAUAGCACGUGAGGGCGAAGAAGUGGAGAAGGAAAUUGUUUUUUCCCAACUGAAGUCUUUGAGAUUCCAAUGGUUACCCAGCCUCAGGAGUUUCUGCUUGAGCAAGUACUCCUUCAAUUUCCCAUCUUUGGUUGAAUUGAUUGUAAAAGAAUGCCCUAAAUUGGAGGUUUUCUCUCAUGGUAAGAUAGACACUCCAAACCUGCGAAAAGUAUGUCGAACAGGAGAAGAUAAGGGGUACUGGACAGAUGACCUCAAUACCACCAUAAAAAUGCUUUAUGCAGGAAAGAGAGAGCGUUUGGAGGAGUUGGGGUCCCUGCGUUGGAGUUUAGCUAACCUUUGGGGUCCCCUUAUCUGGUGAAGGUCUAUGAGUGUCAUCUUCAAUUUGAAAGCCUUCCAAUUCAAAGUGUAUUGAAAUUAUGGCAGGUUUUAGUCUCCAUUUCUAGUUUUCUGCUCUGCUAGCAUUUAUUUUCCCAUUGGUUUGGAUGGUACUUGAGAUAUUAAUUAAACAAUCAUGUUGUCA
Rubroshorea leprosula is the source of this 1085-nucleotide messenger RNA. NCBI's taxonomy places the organism in Eukaryota, Viridiplantae, Streptophyta, Magnoliopsida, Malvales, Dipterocarpaceae. The record is from the annotation of a GenBank genome assembly.